UAUCCGUGAAUGAUUUUGUAGAAUCUUGUCUUGACAUGUUUUCGUUUUGCUAAAAACAGGAUCAGGAGAAACGCCUACGUCAGUGGUUUUCCUGUGGUGUGUGUAUAUAAAGUGAAGCCGACUUACAGCACCGGUGUCACUCGAACAAGAUCAUCAUUUGUAGCAUAACUCCUGUGACCAUGUCGACGAACCAACAAACAAAGCGUGCCAUUAAGAGGUUGAUGCAGGACCUAUCGGAGCUGAGGAGGGAACCGGUGGAGAAUGUGUCGGCGUAUCCACUAGAUGCCAAUAUGUUUGAGUGGCACUGCAAUUUUAAGCAUGAAGAUAUCAUCUAUCACCUUCUAUUGUUCUUUCCCGAGAACUACCCUUACGACAGUCCAAGUGCGGAAUUUGUUCCAGUAGGGUUUCGGUACAAUAGUGGUGCAACAAAGCCAGGUAAAAAAGGAACCAAAGUGUGUCUGGAUAUUUUCUCUGACUUCGCCGAUAUCCACACGGAGUGGAAGGAUCAGAAGUCUGUUGGCUGGUCUCCAGGAUAUACCAUACAAACCGUCCUCCUCAACGUAGUGGCCUUCCUUGCCGAGACCCAGUCUGGAGACAGUUACUGGAUGCAGGACGCAACGAAAGUCAACCUGAACCUCUCACAGAAAUUCGUUUGUGACGAUUGCGGUCAUACCUAUAAGAAGCCAUUUCCCUCGUUAGAUCACGGUAAACCAGAAACGAAGAAAAAAGUCGAUGCAAAAUCAAAGAAAGGUGAACCGAUACCUGGAAUAAUCGAUUACAUGUCCAAGGAGGUCUUUAACAAAGGAAUUCCGAAGAGCGAUUCGGAGUUGUUCGGAUACGGGCUGAUUGUCUCUGGGCCAAAACACAGGCCCUCCCUGACCACACCUUGCGAGACACUUUCCCUGGAGUCGUAUGAGAGCAUGAAGAAAGCAACCGGAAGUGUGAAGAGCGUGAUGCGAGAGGAUAUCAGCUACUUCUUGCCUAUGUUUAUACAUCCGCCCCAUGGGAAUAAAAUCAGAGAGGUGUUUGAAUCGACUCUGAAAGAGUGCGCCGUCAUUCUUCCGAAAUGUAACCCAAAGAAAACUCCCAUUGAGGAAAUGGUGAUAAAGGUUAUCCCAAAUCUGAUGAGCGCCACCGUCGUCGAGUUUAGCAAGGGGACGCAACACACCAGUGACAAUGCCCUGAAUGGGUACUUCACUCUGCACAGACUAUUGCUGUGGGCGUUGGAUACCUACCCCACCCUACAAAAGGAAAUCGACAACAGACUCAAGACGUUUAUCGACAAGGAGGAAGAAAGAACAAAGAAGGCAUGUCCACAUAUUGGGGAGUGGCUUAUGUUGUUGACAGCUUCCUCCAAAUACAGGUGGGAGGGCGCUGCUGAUGCGUACCUUUCCGAGAGCUGGAAGCGUCAUGUGAUGUGGUACGUGAAAGACGACUCCCAGCUUGGAUUCCUCGACACAGACAAGAAAAUUCGAAUCAAGGAAACUUUUGAACGAACACAAGUCAGCCGAAAACUGCUUGCCUUCCAGGUACUGUUCCUUGACAUCGCUAUGCCAAAAGGAAUGAGCCGGGAUGCCAUGAAGAAGCGGUAUGAUGAUAACAUGGGAUUCCCAACAAACCAAAUGGUGGCAAAUAUGAAAAUUUCUAUCCAAAAAAUCGGCGACGCCAAGACAUACCAGGACUGGUUUAAGGUGGUAAACCUGGAACCUCCCACGGAUGACGAGAUCUACAACCGACUGGUGGCGUCCGUCAAGUACGCCAUAUACACUAACGGCUACCACUGGACAUUUUGGAAGACAGGUGGUGGAUGGAAUGCUGUGCUGGCCAAGUACAAACCAUAUGUGCCAAAGGAUAAGACAGCCAAAGAUGAUGAUGAAGCUGGAUCAAGUAAGGGUUGCAAAGGGAAAGGAAAAGGAAAAGUUAAAAAGGCUGAGAGUUCAGACGACGACGAGGAGGAUGAACCAGCUCCAGCAAAGCCGGUUGGCAAAGGGCGUGGCAAAGGAAAGGCAGCACCUGUACCAAAACCAGCACCCAAAGGCGGAGGCAAAGGAAAGGCAACACCUGCACCAAAACCAGCACCCAAAGGAAGAGGCAAAGGAAAGGCCAAAGUUGUACUCCAAGACAGUGACAGCGAAGAUGAGAUGGAGGUAGAGCCAGCCCCUGCUAAAGGACGCGGAAGAGGUCAGAAGAGGAAAGCUGAGGAACCAGCAGGUCCGAAGGCUAAAAAGGGAAAACCUGGGAAAGCUGCAGCAGCUCCGAAAGGGAGAAAGAAGUAAAAUGAUGUAAAAGGAAAUGACGAGUUUCUGUGAUAUACUUGGAAAGUUUGAGGAUGUCAAUUUUGUUUGCAGGUUUUUUUAAUGGAUAUGAUGAUUUUAUAAUUGUUUGUUUCUGACAAACAAUUUAUUUCCUUACAUGGGUGUGAGGUUUUAAAAAGUAUGGUGUAUAUUAUUUUUUAUCUAAGUGAUACUUGUUUCUGCCAUAUGAUAGAAAAACAACUAUAAAUACGUAUUAAACGUAUUUCGAAUUUAUCUAUCUUAUGUACUUAUUAUUUCAGAAUGUAAUAUUGUGCAUCAUAGUCUCGAUAAUCCAGCUGCCUUUAUUUGCUUCCGUUUAAAUGGCCGUAUUAUGAAAUAUUUUUGUAUUAUAGGAAUACAUUUACAUAUCGAAAAGAACAUUUUCACGAAUUACUGACUCGAUAGUGUGAAACAAGUUGGACAAUAUACAUAUCUGGCAAUUACACUGCAUUGCUAAAGUAUGAUAAUUAAACUUAUUCCUACAUGGAACGUUUGAAAGUGUUUAAUAGGUGUCUGGUGUGGUUGUUAGGAAAGUCGCAAGGAUGUGAAAGACAGAACAUAGCAUAAUCAUAUUCAUGAAGAACAUAGCAUAAUCAUAAUCACGAUACAUCUUUUCCAUCAUUGUGUAUAAUAUCUGAGUUUGUCAUGAUCAGAUAGAAAAACGCUGCCAGUUAAUUUAAAGACUAAUACUUAUGACAGAAUAAUUGAGAGCUGCACCUUUGACAAGUUUUUUUUUAAAAGAAAAUGUUUUCCAACAUGGCGACUCCUGCUAGAAAACAGGAAGUUGAUCAUAACAAAUAGACACCUCCCUAGCUUCUUCUUCUAGCGGAUGUCGAAGUUUCGGGGUCGUUAGCCAAUGGGGUUGGGGGAGGAGUUAGAAUGUGUGAUGUAGGACGUGGGAGGGGUGUGGAGUUGGGAUUAUUCGGACGUCACAGAUUUUACGAAACAUUGCUACUGUUAAUGAGAUUCCAAUCCCCCAGUCUUUGGAUCGCCCCUAGUAAUAUCUUGGGGGGCGUCUUGGUGUAGGAAAUUGUCUUCUUUUUUAAGACAUUUUCUGAAAAAAAAAGCUGGUUGCUGAUUCUUAACUUACAAUCACAGAUUUUAUGUCAUAGUAAUAUUGAACAUAUGUACAUCACGCUUACAAUCAAUUAAUUUAUUCAAAAUUAUACAUAUAAUUUAAUAUAUGUAUUUUGCAUAUUUGUUAUAUUAUAUAUUUAAUAUUUGCUCAGUGUCCAUGCUGGUACACUAAUGACAUCACAAUCAUCAGAGAAUUGUUAAUGCCUUAUUUAAAAAAAUCCAGGUAAUAUUGUAAAGUCUAGUAUGAAAACAGACAUUUUCUCUAUAUCUAAUUUGGUAGUUACCUACAUACUUUUCAUGAGCUGAAGUUUUCAUGGGUUGAAGCAGUCAUACUGGAAAUACUUCGUCCUGUAUUUAGAAACGGUUCCUGAUGGCUUUCCUUUUGUUUGGAUGUUUUAUCAUAUCCUUCAGAUCUUUCUACAUCGACUUUCAAUUUCAGUCUUAUACUUGUUUGUUGAUCCACAGGAUUUUUUCCAGAUUUUUAUCCAAAUCUUAUUGACUGAUCAGUCUAAGUGGACGAAACGGCCUUUUUGUGCAGCAUAAUGGUAUACUUUGUUUAAAUUUCAGCAUCGAAGCACCAAUUGUUUAAAUGGAUGCUUCCUUGCAUCGUAUUUUCAUUGUCCUGUUAGCCCUUUCACCCUAGGUAACUUUAGUAGACUCUUCCAUAGCUUUAUUUGGAUGAGUCCAUUGGGGUCCACAGUGGUUAAGAUGUGUAUAGAUAUUAACGUGCAUAUUCAUAAUUUACAAAUACAUUUGGAUAAGGUAUCCCGAGUACUGUUUGCACACCAAUAAUGCAAAGCAAAAUAAUGUCACUCUCAUUUUAGAGGUAUGUAUUUAUUUUAUAUUUUUACACUACUUUGACCAUUAUGUUGCCGUGGUUAAGCUCAUUUGGUGAUAAAAUGAGUUGUUCAAUUUCAAAUAUUUCAAUUUGUCACUAAUCUCAUUGGUUCAUCUGUCCAUUAACUUUGACUUAAUAUUCAAUCAUUAAAUGCAGAGCGAUAUUAUUGAUUUCGUUUGAUGUGUCCAUUGACAUUUUAGUUUGCACUGCAUUGGAAAGACAGACAAUGAAUAUACUAUAUUGAGAAUAAUUUGAGUUCGUGAGCGAAACAAAACCAGUUCAAAUUUUAUUAUUUUUCAUUCUUUUUAAUUAGUCGAAAAAUGUUUACGUAUUUUUUGUACGAUCUCUGAUAUACAUACACAGUAAACAUGAGGGUUUAAAGUAAGAGGGAGUAGAUGUUGUACAUUAUUUUGAGGUCAUUUUUGAAACUCAUCAACCAUUAUUUAGUUUUACCAACGCUACAUUUGUUAAUCACGCUAAGUGUAUCCGACUUGAAUGUGAUGUUCAAGUAUACUCAUCAGUUGUGAAGAAAAUAAUAUUUUAAGAAAUUAUUAUUAUUCAACACACAUCUAAAAAUAGAA
This is a messenger RNA of Mizuhopecten yessoensis (Yesso scallop), 4790 nucleotides long. RefSeq lists its product as uncharacterized. Bases 180 to 2276 code for a protein of 698 amino acids. The transcript has 8 exons. The record is from RefSeq and is a predicted model, not a curated record. Lineage: Eukaryota; Metazoa; Mollusca; Bivalvia; Pectinida; Pectinidae.